AUGAAUACCCGUCCCGUCAUCGAUGAGUCGGCUGGGCCUAUUGCGCUCUCAGCCUCGUUCAACAGCGAUGCGAGCUGUUUCGCCGUUGGCCUCGACACGGGCUUCUGUGUCUUCAAUUCAGAUCCCUGCGAACUUAAGGCUUCCAGAGAUGCAGACUUAAAUGCCGGGGUUGGUACAGCUGAAAUGCUUGGACGAUACAACUAUCUGGCCUUGGUAGGAGGUGGCAAGAAUCCUAGAUGGCCUCAGACAAAAGUCAUGAUAUGGGACGACGCCAAACAGAAAGUCGCCAUCACACUCGAACAAAAGACCGCUGUGCUGCGAGUGCGCCUUACCAAGUCGUGGAUUGCCAUUGCCAUACAGAACAGCAUUAACCUCUACAAGUUCUCCUCGCCUCCGGAAAGAACUGCCAUCUUUGAAACGGCAGACAACCCUCUUGGAUUAUGCUGCCUGGGCUCUAGGAUCGUUGCUUUCCCCGGUCGCUCGCCAGGGAAAGUACAGCUUGUGGAAUUGGGCUCAGGAAACGUGAGCAUCAUCCCUGCCCACACGUCUGCCCUGCGAGCAAUGGACCUGAGUAGGGAUGGCCAACUCUUAGCCACAGCAAGUGAGACUGGCACCCUGAUCCGUGUCUUCUCGACCGCAAACUGUACUAAAAUUGCGGAGCUGCGUCGUGGGGUGGAUCCCGCCUAUAUCUUCAGCAUUGCUAUCUCCCCCGAUUGCAAUAUGCUCGCUGUCACCUCGGACAAAUCGACGUUACACGUCUUCGAUUUGCCGCCAAAUUCUUCGUCACAGUCACAACCGAACAGCCCCCUCAGUCCUUCUUCCCAACAGCGCCGCUCUCAAUCACCACAUAUCCCUAACAUGGCCGAAGAAGAACCGCCAACAAAUCAAAAAUGGGGCUUUCUUUCGAAGAUCCCGCUGCUCCCUCGCGUCUUCUCGGAUAUCUACUCCUUUGCAUCUGCGCAUUUCGAGAUGGGCGACGAGAGUGUGGGUUUCAAUCACUCUACACUAUCAUAUUUGCCCGCGCUCGGCACUUUACCAAAUCGGCCGCAAAAAGGAAUCCUCGGCUGGAUAGAUAACUCCACGAUCAUUUGUAUCGGGACAGGAAGAGAUGCGCGAUGGGAAAGGUUUAGAAUUGGUGAGCGGCCAGGAGUGACGGAUGAAGGUCAUAGAAGUGUUUGGAGGGAUGGGUGGAGAAAAUAUUUGGCAAGCUGA
Messenger RNA from Cladophialophora psammophila CBS 110553, 1212 nucleotides. RefSeq lists its product as uncharacterized. Gene Ontology annotation, molecular function: phosphatidylinositol-3-phosphate binding; phosphatidylinositol-3,5-bisphosphate binding; protein binding. Bases 1 to 1212 code for a protein of 403 amino acids. The record is from RefSeq and is a predicted model, not a curated record. Gene Ontology annotation, biological process: protein localization to phagophore assembly site; nucleophagy; autophagy of mitochondrion. NCBI's taxonomy places the organism in Eukaryota, Fungi, Ascomycota, Eurotiomycetes, Chaetothyriales, Herpotrichiellaceae. The transcript is spliced from 4 exons. Gene Ontology annotation, cellular component: extrinsic component of membrane; cytosol; phagophore assembly site membrane.